UUCAACAACUGCAGCCACCUCGGUAGCUCGCUAGCCAAUAAAGUCGGAACAUUCAAGUUCAUUAGACAAUUUCGUGCUUUAUUUGCCACUGAUUUAAACAUACUUAUGUGGAAACAACUAGCUACCCCGUUUAAUUUAAUAUUUACGUUGUAAGUCAACUAGCUGGCCGGUUAAGUUAGCACUAGUCUAGUCACUAAUGCUAACAUCCCCGAACAUGAGUUCACUAAGCUACUCUCCUCCUGCUAAAGAAGAGGAGGUCUGCUGGACGGAGAAAGAAGCUCUCGUGAAAGAAGAAGAGGAAGAGAAGGAUGUUACAAUACAAAAACAAGUAGAGGGUGAGACUGUUACCGUGAAAGAAGAAGAUCAAGACGUUACAGUCAAAGACUCCUUCAGGGUGAAAGAGGAGGAGAAUGUUACUGUGAAAGAAAAGGAGGAAGAUGUAGUUUUGGGAGUGGAGGAUGAAGUGAAAGAAGAUGAAGACAUUUUUGGAAUGAAGGAUGAAAAGGGGGAGAUCACUGUCACAUUAGAGGAGGACGAAGAAGAGAAGACUGGAGAUCUGAUUAACAACAGUAAAUACAGAGAGAGACGGAACUAUCAUGGAUCCUCUGGGGAGCUUCAACAGCAUCAUGAUGCUGACAAGACAGAGAAGAGUCUCUCCAGAUCAGAACUUCUCAAGAAACACCAGCAGACACCCACAGGAAAGAAAUCUCACUGCUGCUCUGACUGUGGGAAACAUUGCAAAUCUUCAUCAGAACUUAAAAAACACCAGAGAACACACACAGGAGAGAAGCCUUAUUGCUGUGAUCAAUGUGGGAAGAGUUUUACUAAUUCAAGUAAUCUGAAAACACACCAGAGAACACACACAAGAGAGCAGCCUUACAGCUGUGAUCAGUGUGGCAAGAGUUUUACUCAGUUAUGCAACCUGGUAUCACACCAGAGAACACACACAGGAGAGAAGCCUUAUAGCUGUGAUCAGUGUGGCAAGAGUUUUGCUCAGUCAAGUAGCCUGGUAUCACACCAGAGAACACACACAGGAGAGCAGCCAUAUAGCUGUGAUCAGUGUGGCAAGGGUUUUACUCGGUCAACCAACCUGGUAUCACACCAGAGAACACACACAGGAGAGCAGCCUUAUAGCUGUGAUCAGUGUGGCAAGGGUUUUACCAAUUCAAGAAACCUGGUAACACACCAGAGAACACACACAGGAGAGAAGCCAUAUAGCUGUGAGCAAUGUGGGAAACGCUUUUCUCGGAUAGGAUACCUUAAAGGACACCAGAGAACACACACAGGACAGAAGCCUUAUAGCUGUGAUCAGUGUGGCAAGAAUUUUACUCAGUCAAGCAAGCUGCUAUCACACCAGAGAACACACACAAGAGGGCAAUCAUAUAGCUGUGAGCAAUGUGGGAAAAGCUUUUCUCGGAUAGGACACCUUAAAGGACACCAGAGAACACACACAGGAGAGAAACCUUAUAGCUGUAAUCAAUGUGGGAAGAGUUUUACUCAUUCAAGUAAUCUGAAAACACACCAGAGAACACACACAGGAGAGAAGCCUUACAGCUGUGAUCAGUGUGGCAAGAGUUUUACUCAGUCAAGCAACCUGGUAUCACACCAGAGAACACACACAGAAGAGCAGUCAUUUAGCUGUGAGCAAUGUGGGAAAAACUUUUCUCAGGGAGAAAGCCUUAAAGAGCACCAGAGAAUACACGCAGGAGAGAAGGCUUAUAGCUGUGAUCAAUGUGGCAAGAGAUACUCUCAUUCAAAUGGUCUGAUUAAACAUCAGAAAAUACAUGCAGGAUAUCCACAGAGUGUAGAAUGACCUCCAACACCAGACCUGGGUAGUAGAGCACAGAGUGUGGAAUGACCAACACCAGACCUAUAUACAUCAAAUCACAUUUUUGUGUCACAUACAGUUGUUUAACAGAUAUUAUUGCGGAUGUUGCGAAAUGCUUGUGUUUCUAGCUCCAACAGUCCAGUAAUAUCUAACAAUUCACACAAUCUAAAGGAAUGGAAUUAAGAAUAUAUAA
Messenger RNA from Oncorhynchus kisutch (coho salmon), 2021 nucleotides. Its product is annotated as zinc finger protein OZF-like. Gene Ontology annotation, biological process: regulation of transcription by RNA polymerase II. The coding region runs from base 197 to 1813 and encodes 538 amino acids. NCBI's taxonomy places the organism in Eukaryota, Metazoa, Chordata, Actinopteri, Salmoniformes, Salmonidae. The record is from RefSeq and is a predicted model, not a curated record. Gene Ontology annotation, molecular function: DNA-binding transcription factor activity, RNA polymerase II-specific; RNA polymerase II cis-regulatory region sequence-specific DNA binding. The transcript is spliced from 2 exons.